AUGAUCCAUAGUCUCUUCUUAAUCAACCAGGCUAGGUUUGUCGUCGAUCGCGAUUGUAUUUGUUUUUUAUUUAGUGAUAUUUUUCUCGAGAAGCACUGGAAAAGUGUUGUCCCCAAAAAUGUUUGUGAUUAUUUUUUUGAAGCUGAGUCAAAAUUGUUAGAUGAGAUGCUUGAUAAUGGCUUUCCAUUGUCGACGGAAUCCAAUAUCUUGAAAGAACUCAUUCGUCCGCCUACUCUUCUAAGAUCAUUUACAACAGCUGUAACUGGAAAACAAACUAAUAUUAGUGAAACUCUGCCUUCGAGUCAACUUACGAACGUUCGAUGGCGGAGGUCUGGUGUUAAAUAUACAAAUAACGAGGCCUACUUUGAUGUGACAGAGGAUCUCCAUGCCAUCAUUGAUAAGUCCGGCAAUGUUGUUUGUGCAGAAAUUGCUGGAUAUAUCGAUUGCUUGACCAAACUCUCUGGCAUGCCAGAUUUAACAAUGACGUUCGUAAAUCCUAGACUCUUGGACGAUGCUAGCCUCCAUCCUUGUGUUAGAUAUCUUCGAUGGGAGCGGGAGCGUGUUAUUUCCUUUGUGCCUCCUGAUGGAAAAUUUCGCUUGCUUUCAUAUCACAUAAAUAAUAUAGGGUACGGACGGUUUGUAUUUUUUUUCUUAGAUACCUUGCUACUCUUCAAUGUUCUCUUCCUAAGUAUAUAA
Protopolystoma xenopodis is the source of this 696-nucleotide messenger RNA. NCBI's taxonomy places the organism in Eukaryota, Metazoa, Platyhelminthes, Monogenea, Polystomatidea, Polystomatidae. The record is from the annotation of a GenBank genome assembly.